This is a messenger RNA of Penicillium odoratum, 1971 nucleotides long. RefSeq names its product nucleoporin NDC1. Gene Ontology annotation, cellular component: nuclear pore transmembrane ring; spindle pole body. Lineage: Eukaryota; Fungi; Ascomycota; Eurotiomycetes; Eurotiales; Aspergillaceae. Gene Ontology annotation, biological process: spindle pole body localization; nuclear pore organization. The record is from RefSeq and is a predicted model, not a curated record. Gene Ontology annotation, molecular function: spindle pole body-nuclear membrane anchor activity. Bases 1 to 1971 code for a protein of 656 amino acids. The transcript is spliced from 3 exons.
AUGGCCGCAAUCAAGCCUCGGCCAUAUAGGCGCAUUUUGACCUCAUCGCUGCACCGGCGCUUUGUUCAUGCUUCUGCGCUCGCCUUGCUGGUUUGCUAUGGCAUUGCAAUUGCGAUCGGUGACAAGUCAUCGUUCUUUUGGUCAUGGUUCCCCAUCGGUUCUUGCGGGGUUCGCGCUGUUCUACUUUUUGUCUCCUCUCUCGUCGUUUUUGUCCUCCGAGUCGGCCAAAUGCAUCUUGGAUCGAGAACGACGACAUCUUCUCUCGGCACCUUGAGAUCUCUCUUCCCUCUACAAGUUGCGCAAACCUUUGCUUGGUAUCUUUUCUCCGCCUGGUGGUUCACUGAAAUCUAUAUUUGGUCCUCUUCGACCAGUGCGCACCUGGAAAUGGUGAUUCGCGGCAGGCCACAUGAGCGCCCGCAUUUGAAUGAAAGACCUAUUUACAUCCACAGCUUCCACUUGAUUCUAGCGUGUGUGCAGGCAGCGUCCCAUCUCUACUACGACUAUGACAGCGUCCCCAUCCCGGUCGUUAAACGAGCACAGAAUGCAGACGAUCAGCGGACACACCCCGUUCCCCAGACCUCCAAGCAUAUCCAGCGUUUGCUGCCAAAGAUGGUCAUGACUGGCCUCACAAGAACCGCCACUAUGGCUGCUAUCACUCCAGUGGUGUACCGUUUGUUCCUUCGGCAGAGCGCCUGGAGCUGGUCCUUAUACUUUGCCAAGCUGUUUUGGAACUUCCCUCGAUCAGCCUCGGAGCCUGACUCAUUCUUCCCCCCUGGAUUUUUGCUCUUAGUCUUCCGUUCUUGGUUUUCAGGCUCUCUGCUUGUCUUGUGCUGGCAGUGCACCAAUCUCUUCUUCUCUGUAUUCAUUGGAAAGGAGCCUCUGAAGCGUGGACAGCCGCUUACAAGCGAAGCUAAAGAUCCCAAUGGAAGCCUUCUUAAUGGGUUGAAAGCGAAGAAGUCAGUUGUGAAGGCUUUCGCACUAUGGGAGCUCGGUAUUAUCAGCCAGCGACAGCCUGAACGCCGAAAGGCUAUUUUCAACGAAAUUGACCGUGACAACGGCACGACUUGGGCCCAAACUUUGGAAUGUCUGACUGAUGUCAUCAAGGGAAUCACUGUGCGGAUCGAUGCCAGCAAGGCCCCUGCUCCUGUUGCCAAACCAUCAGCAGAAGGAACAGUCUUCCAACCUACUCUUCAGACGCUGCCGCGACUGACGGAUGCCCCGAAAAGUGAAAAUGUCUUUGCAGCUUCGCCAAAGGCUACUUCACGCCAGGAGCAGUUCGGUGAAGCGUUCGGCGCGACUGCGAAAUCUUACGGUCAGUCACCAGACUGGACACCCCAGGCACGAGCCCGCGCUCGUCAGGUGCUUGACCGGGCUUCAUCAGCUAUGCUCAGCCCCGAACGCAAGCAAAGACUUCUUGCCUCGUCCGAGGAGCUGAAGCUACUUACUGGAGGCCCUUCCACAACAUACAAACCUGAAAAUGUCCAUCCAGUGAUCGCACAGUUCCUUCGCUCCCCAGUUGGACAAUUCUUCCGCCAGUCCUAUUCACAGCGCGCUUCCAGCAUCAUCCUCGGAUCUCCCGAAUCCUCUCUAAGCUCCAUCGUCGAUGCGGUUGAUUCCUUGACCCGGCUUUUGAUAGCCAGUCUGGCAGAAGACCAGUACGGCAAGGUCCAAGCCGACGUCCCGCCUGCGAUUCGUCUACUUACCAACACUAUUGUCUCUUUAGAGGCGUUUAUUCACCAGGGUGGCCUGGACGCUCACUGGACAGAUAUCAACUUCCCUCCGUCAAGUCAGCCAGAGGCUCAAGCGGAAGCCCGCCGAGUUCCUGACGUGGAUCUCGUGCUGGAUACCCUGAAGAGCAGUCUCGGUGACCUGCUAAAGGCUUUCAAGCCCUACCUGCGGGAUAUUGGGCUUGCAGGCAAGGACCUCAGGCUAGCGAAAGAGGCGGCUGGCAUCGACAUGGAAGAGUCAUGA